Hydatigera taeniaeformis is the source of this 183-nucleotide messenger RNA. Lineage: Eukaryota; Metazoa; Platyhelminthes; Cestoda; Cyclophyllidea; Taeniidae. The record is from the annotation of a GenBank genome assembly.
AUGUCUAGUGACGCUGAUCGGUAUGUUAACACUCUAUUAGACCUGUUUAAUCGAUUCUCCUCCAUGAUUGAGGAGUGUUUCCAUAACGAUCCCUCCUUCCUCACCAUUCGUGACAAGGCUUACCAACGUCUUGUCAACGAUACCACCAUAUUCUCCGUCAAAAUUCCUGACUCUCUUCGGUAA